Messenger RNA from Recurvomyces mirabilis, 1041 nucleotides. RefSeq names its product nuclease (gene NUC1). Bases 1 to 1041 code for a protein of 346 amino acids. Gene Ontology annotation, cellular component: mitochondrial inner membrane; nucleus. Gene Ontology annotation, molecular function: single-stranded DNA endonuclease activity; RNA endonuclease activity; nucleic acid binding. NCBI's taxonomy places the organism in Eukaryota, Fungi, Ascomycota, Dothideomycetes, Mycosphaerellales, Teratosphaeriaceae. Gene Ontology annotation, biological process: apoptotic DNA fragmentation. The transcript has a single exon. The record is from RefSeq and is a predicted model, not a curated record.
AUGUCCAAGUUCACUCUCGCUCUCGUCGCCGGCGCAUCGGCUGCUGUAGGAGCAGCUACGACAGCAGCGAUCUACGGCAUCAGCAAGAGACAGCUACCUGACGAGACACAUACGAUCACAGCAAUACCGAGCCCAACACGAGCAUCACCAGCAGCACCCGCACCCCUUCCAGUCCGACGAGAUGAUCCAAGCCACCCGCUCCUCCCACCCGUGGACCCGUCUGGGGUCUUCCAGUAUGGCUUCCCAGGUCCCAUCAACGAUCUCCGCUCCGCAGCCUCACUCACCUCAGCCUUCGACCGCGCCAAACGAAAUCCUCAUUGGGUAGCCGAACACAUCACACCCGCCUCCGUCCUCCUCCGUAAUGGCGACAGAAGACACAGCGUCUUCACCGAAGACGACAGCAUACCCGAGAAGUUCCGCGGCAAGCUAAAGGACUACUUUCGUUCUGGCUAUGAUCGUGGGCACCAAGUACCAGCCGCUGACGCAAAGUGGAGUCAAGAAGCUAUGGACAGCACGUUUGCCCUUAGCAACAUGUGUCCGCAAGUUGGAGAUGGUUUCAACCGGGAUUACUGGGCACAUUUCGAAGACUUCUGUCGACGCUUGACAAGUUUCUAUCCAAGCGUGAGGAUCGUAACUGGACCGUUGUAUCUGCCCAAGAGGGAUUUCGAUGGCAAAUGGCGAGUAAGCUACGAAGUCAUCGGCCAUCCUCCAAAUAUCGCCGUGCCAACGCAUUUCUACAAGGUCAUCUUCGCCGAGGAUGGCAGGGUGGGAGGAAAUGUCUCGCUUGGUGCUUUCGUGCUGCCUAACGAUGUGAUCCACAACGACAAGCCAUUGAAGGACUUCGAGGUACCUGUGGAAGCUUUGGAGAGGGCCUCGGGACUGGAGUUCGCGGGCUUGUUGCCGCCAGCUAGGAGGAAGAGGUUGUGCCAGGAGGUCAACUGCAGUGUUAUUGUGAAGGAGUAUGCCGAGCGGCAGAAGACUAUGAUGAGCCCGCCACCGACCAAGGGAAGCCCGCCAGCAACGACGAUAACGCAAAGAUGA